Misgurnus anguillicaudatus (oriental weatherfish) is the source of this 720-nucleotide messenger RNA. NCBI's taxonomy places the organism in Eukaryota, Metazoa, Chordata, Actinopteri, Cypriniformes, Cobitidae. The record is from RefSeq and is a predicted model, not a curated record.
AUGCACAAGCCUGUUAAGAACCCAGCAGACUGGAUCUACCGGCGCUGUGCGAGGAGAGGACGUAGCUUUUCUGUGGUACUUGAACCAGGUCCCACCUGGUACGAUCCUCUCCUGUUUGGACCCGGGGUCAAUUCUAGGAGGGAGCCAGCCAGAACCGCUGGUCCCAUCCCCUUGUCUGCCAUCCCGGAGGGUCUCACCGUGGGAGUUCUGGCGCUGGAGGACCCAGCGAUCACCACUCCAGUUCCUGCCAGCUCUGUCCAGCCCCCUGACCUUCGUGGUAAGCGUGAGAGGAGGGUUUCGUGGGAGUCGCCGUCCGAGGGGUCCUCUUCGGAGCCUGCUGCUCCCACCACUGUCCUCACCUCACCUGCCACAUCAUCUGCGCCACGUCCGCGCAAGAAGAGGAGGAGGAGAGCACUGUCAUCCUGUUCGUCUGCCUGGUCCCCUGCCACUGUCUCCAUGUCCUCCCUUGACUCUCUCCCCUACCCUGUGAGUCCUGGCUCGCCCUCAUCUGCUCCCUUGUCUUCCCCUACCACGCCCUGGAACCCUACCUUGCCUCCUUUUGUUCCCCUUACCCAGUCUGCAUCCCCAAGCAAGUCUGUACCCUCCAAGAGCCCCACCAAGUCUGCCCGGACUCCUCGUCCUAAGCCCUCCACCACCCCUGAACCCAAGACCCCUUGCCCACCCAGCUCCACCCUACCUGGACUUCCUCACUGUUUCUAA